AUUACAUAUUCCCCAAAGUCCUACGUUCACACAAUAAAAUUCCCAAAUUAAGAGCUAUUUGAGAUAUUGAACACCUCCUUUCACAUUUCUCACCCGAUUCCAACCAUCCCAACUUCAAAAUGUUCAACUCGUUUAGGGCAUCUUGUGUACUAUUCCAUCACAUUCCCAAAUUUUCAAUGACGAUAUUUGACUUGCUCCUUCUGCCUUUCAACAUUUCGGUCAAUUUCGUAAGAUUUCCGUUCAGCAUUCACACGCAAUUUCUACACAAAUAGAAAAAACUAGUACUGCAGUACUAGUGCUGCCACCUGUCGGCUGAGCUCAGGACCGACAAGCCGGCCGUCAUCGACGUCAUCAGGAAGUGACGUAUUGGGUUUAAAACGUCACAUUGGCUGACAGCAACUCACGUAUUCAGUGUGAAUGUUAUCGAAUAAUUAGGCGCUGUGAAAAUAGAAUGAUAUAAAACCAUUUGUGAUGAGUCACGAACUUAGAUGUUCAGGUCAACUUGUGUUUCCGUCAAUGAGCAGAAAAGAUCGUCUCUUAGCAGGUGCGUCACUCUUCAUAGCAUGUCCGCCCAGCUUUGUGUCGCUGGGAGUUCUGUUCAAAGGAUUUGAAAGCCCUUCCGAGUGGGAGCUCCUCUUGUCCGUGCACAUCUUCCGAAGCGUCGCUGAAGUGAGGAAGCCGAAACCAAAGCCAGAAGGAGAGCGCUGACGAUGGCGGAUCGGAACGUGGAAGCCAAACUGAAGAAGGAACUGAAGCGCGACAAGAUCCAGCUGUGGAAGGUCCCCUACAGCGACGACGAGCAGCAGCCCGGACACGCGCACAUGCAGGAGCUGGCCGAGCGCUACGGCACCCUGCUGCGCAUGCCGGGGUCAGAGGUCGCGGACGCUCUGGAGGUCAUCCGCGUGCGGGCGCUGAAGAGAGGUCAACGGAACCAGACCUUCAAGGAAAGCGGCGUGGCCACCCUGGAGCUGCUGCUGCCACGAGACUGCAAGAAGGGCAGCAAGUCCAAGAUGUCGCUGGAGACCAGGCUGGACGUGUGCGCUCAGGAGCUGAUUGACAGGAUCGCGGAAGAAGUCGGACUCGAAUCCUUCAAAGUGAUCCUGAACGGCAAAACUCUGAAUGGCGGUCUGCGCCUGGACCAGCAGGGCGUCGGCAACCACAGCAAGAUGAUGGUCCUGAAGGCCUUCGACCCCGCCUCGGCUCCUCGCGACUUGGAGGCACGCGAGCGCAACGUCCAGCGCACGCGCAGAGGCUUCGGGAUCCUGUCCGAGAGAGACGGCAGCGACGACCUUCAGACCGCGCCCUUCCUGGAGGUCGCCGACCAGAAGGGAAACCCGCUGAAGAUCCCCCAGAAGGAGAAGAAGGCGCUGAUCCUCGCCAUGGGGCUCCACGAGAAGGGGCGCGCCCUCAUGAAGCGGAAGCGCCACGACGACGCGCUCUGUCACCUCCUGCAGGCCGACCUCCACUUCAGCGAGUGCGGCUCCGCGCUGCUGGGCGUGGUCGACAACCACGGCGUGCUGCAGCUGGACGUCGUUUGGUGCUACCAGGCGUUGGAGGCGUUGUCGUGUCUGGACGACGGGCGCGAGCGUCUGCGGCUGGCCGAGGACUGUUUCCUCAGGUGUUACGGCGAGCGGCAGCAGAGGCUGCUCAUGAUCAAGGGCAACACGGGGCAGGAGGACGUGCUGUUCCUGCGCCUGCACCUGCUGCAGAGCCUGCUGGCCUUCGUGGACGGCGACGACCUUCAAGCCCAGCGGCAACUCGAACAAGUGGAGUCGCUGUACGCACGUUUGUGUCCUGACGCCGACAAAAUGACGCAGCUGAUGGUGCUGGGCUUCAGCGAGCGAGAAGCUCGCCUGGCCCUGCGAGCGUGUCACGGCGACGUGCACGAAGCCGCCCUGCUCGUAAGCGACCGGAGAGAGGAGCGGGAGCAGCUGAGGCAGCGGGAGCGCCAGAAGAGGAAACAGAUGAAGGCGAGCUCGGCCGUCCUGGCGGAGGCGGGUUACGUCGCCGGGGAAGCCGCCGCCGCGCUGCGCCGGGCCAACGGAGACCUGGACAAAGCCUUCCAAAUCCUGCUGGACGCCAGCCAGACGCCGCCGACGUCCAAUAGGAGCCUGGAUCAGAAGGUCCGGCAGUUGUCGUAUUUGGGCUUCGAGCGCUCGGCGUCGGAGGCGGCGUUGGCGUUGACGGGCGGAGACGUCCGGUCGGCCGCCGAGCUGCUGACGGAGAACCGGGGGGCGGUCCCCUCGGAGGCCACGCCCCCCUCAGAGGAGGAGGAGGAGCCCGGCACGUCGUCCGGCUCCACGGACGACAGCGAGCUGGUGAACGAGAUCCUGGAGGACAUCCCGCGUGACGAGGACGACUACUUGGACCUGACGCUGGAGGAGGAACUGCAGCUCCUCAACACCAUCAAGACGCACCUCGCGCGCUCGCUCGACCGCUGAGUCGAUCGGCGGUCGGCUCGUCUGCCGCCUCGCGGUUCGGAGGUUCCGCGUCCGAAUCCGGGCUCCGGGUGGACUUCGCUCAAGUGGAUUGUCCUCCCACAUUGCGGAAACGUGUCGGCUUCAUUGAAGACCGACAUUGUCCGUAGGUGGGAACGGCAAUUCGAAGGAUUGUUUGUCCGUACGUGCCCUGUGAUUGGCUGGCGACUAAUCGAUUUGAAUCAGCCGAUUUUAGCGCUUUUCAAAACAAACUUAAUCAGCCGGACUUGGGGUUUUUUGGGGGGGCCGCUCUUUAUUUGAAUCAGCUGGGGCCUCAUGUACAAAGACUUGUGUGGAUUUCCUCCUAAAACAUGGCGUACGCUCAAAUCCAGAAAACGUCAUACCCGCAGAAAUAUCCAGAAGUGCGAAUCCAAGCUCAUUUCCUUCAUACGUCCCAAUCAACGUGGCAACGAGCGCACAUCUAAAUAUGCAAAUCGUAUUGAAAUGAACCCUGCAACUGAGAUCCCGAUCAGAAAAACAGGAACAUGAGCGAGGUCGUUUCUGACGCUCAAUGGAGUGAAAAUCCUCUUUGGCCCGCGGCGCUAACGACACGCGAAAGAGGAGCGAACGGGACGGGACGGCGCGUGUGCGGCUGAAAAAAGGGGAGUGGUCAGACAUGAAGCGGGAGGCAGAAAGGGUGUGAGUGUGGUAUCGGUAACCGAUCUUUUGAAUUCAAAUACAAGCCCAAUUCCAAGGAAGUUGGGACGUUGCGUUAAACGGCAAGAAAAACCGAGUACAAUGAUUUGCAAAUCAUGCUCGACCUGUAUGUCAUCGGAUACACGACAAAGACAAGAUAUGGAAUGUUCCGACUGAUCAACCGGAUUGUUUUGGGCAAAUAAUCAUGAAGUUAGAAUUUGAUGGCUGCAACACGUUCCCAAAAAGUUGAGGAAUGCUCAUCAAACACGCGUUUGGAAUGAGCAUCCCACAGGUGAACGGGCUCAUUGGGAACGAACGGGCGGGGGCAAGCAAAGGUGGGGCGGGAGAAAAAUAGUCCCAACAGUUGAAGGGCAAUGUUCCUCAACGUACAAUUGCAAGGAAUUGAGGUCCAAAAUAGCAUCAAAAGGUUCGGAGAAUCUGGAGAAAACACCGCACGGAAGCGGCGAGGCCCAAAAGGAUGCGUGACGGAUCUCACCGCGUGGGCUCAGGAACGCUUCAGAAAACCAAUGUGACUAAAUCCACUUGGGCGCUCCAUCCGGAAGUGCAACUCCAAACGCUACUAUGCAAAGCAAAAGCCGUUUACAUCAAAUGUGUUCAAACAAUUUGGGAGAAGAGGCGCAAAUGAUGUCAUUUGCACCCAAUGCAAUCGUGUGUGUUCAAAUGAAGUCAAUUCAAAGGACUUUUUGUUUUGUUUCCAGCGCAUGCGGCGGCGGCGUCCUCGCAAAUAUCAGCGAUGGAUGAAAUCCACCGGCUCACGAAUGAAUUGUCGUCGGUCCUUGCCUCAAUUGCAUCGUUGAAAAUCAACCAAACCAAAAGCUGCGCACCUUUUGUACAUGAGGCCCCUGGAGUUUUGCUGAACAAACGCCGGUUCGCCCGCUGCAGCUAUUGAAGAUUUAUACAACCGAUGAUUCUGUCGAUUCAUCAAAUAAUCGGACGCGUUGAAAUGUAUCGCAAAAUCUAUAUUUUUUUCCUCGAUGCCUGUUUAUUAACUGAUGAUUGCGCAAUAUGACGGGAGGGAGGAAUGUCGUGCUCGUUGAGCUUUUACAAAGCGAGAGUGACUUCAGAAAUAAAAUGAAAAUAAAAGCGCAA
Messenger RNA from Phyllopteryx taeniolatus (common seadragon), 4223 nucleotides. It is a transcript of the gene nub1, whose product is annotated as negative regulator of ubiquitin-like proteins 1. Bases 711 to 2441 code for a protein of 576 amino acids. The transcript is spliced from 15 exons. Gene Ontology annotation, biological process: regulation of ubiquitin-dependent protein catabolic process. Gene Ontology annotation, molecular function: protein binding. Lineage: Eukaryota; Metazoa; Chordata; Actinopteri; Syngnathiformes; Syngnathidae. The record is from RefSeq and is a predicted model, not a curated record.